AUGGCUGUAACGACUGUGAAGGCUGAGCUGGGAGGAACCGUUAUAGAUUGCUUAGUAUACGGACUCUUUCUUUCUAUCUUCGCUCGCGCUAUGCAAGUUCUGCUCAAUCGAAAAAUCUACGACCGGACCUCUCUCUUCCUCAUGUCCACGACCGUUGCCUUGUUCUGUCUGAUCACCUCUCACCUGGCUUUGGACGUCGAUCGUGCAUUCCGUGCAUUCACCAGCAACAUUGGAACCCCGAACUAUCCGAAGGACUACUUCAAUAUCCUUUCCGGCGCUGAAGCACUGGCGAAAAACUCGGCCUAUGUGACCAUUACGCUCAUUGCCGACGCAUUUUUGACAUUUCGUUGCUGGGCUGCAUUCGGGCAAAAUUAUCUAGUGAUCAUCAUCCCAUCCGCUUUGUAUAUCGGAAACCUUGCAACUGCAUGUUGGGCACUCGUAACAUUCAAAGAGGCUGAAGAUCCAACCACUGGUGUGGUCAUCGUGGCCGAGGUCAUUUCCAGAGUCAAGUACAUGUACAUCACAACCCUCUGCCUCAAUUUAUACUGCAGUUUGGCCAUCGCGACUCGAAUAUGGCUCGUUCAGAGGCAAUCUACCGGUACUAGCGGGCACCUUCUGAGAAACACUAUGACCAUUAUCACUGAAUCAGCUGCACUGUAUUCAGUGUUCUUGAUUAUCCUCAUCACAAGUGCCGCUCUCGAAAAUCCGCUCAUGUAUGCCGUUCUCAACCCGAUGCCAAGCAUCAUUGGCUUUGUGUUCUCAUCCAUUAUAGUCCGCGUAGGCUCAGGACGUUCGUUCUCCACACAAAAGCCUACUCACAGCAUUGGUGUUGAUCACAACGGAGGUCUCCAAACGCGUUCACUCAUUGAAUCAGCCAUGCGAUUCGGUCGCCCCAGACGGGCGUAUCACGGGGAGGAAAGCACUUUUGGCCUGGACACCACCACUGCAGGUGGAGACAGAACCACUUCGAUUUUUCCAACAACCAGUGUUCAUUUUUCUCCGGAUUUUUCUCGUCAAACUCCUACGACCGCUGAGCUUUCGAGUUCCUCGGGUUCGAAUUCGAUACCGCAUCGAAAGGAUGAGGAAAAAUUGGAUGACUGA
Molecule: messenger RNA, 1101 nt
Organism: Lentinula edodes (shiitake mushroom)
Lineage: Eukaryota; Fungi; Basidiomycota; Agaricomycetes; Agaricales; Omphalotaceae
Exons: 11
Coding region: 1-1101 (366 amino acids)
Source: RefSeq, a predicted model, not a curated record